UGUGCCUGCCUGCGGCUGUCUGGCCCCUGGCACACAGAUGCCUCCCUGGCUGGGGAGAGACAAGCAGGCGGGCGAGGCCUGGGCGCGGUUUGCAAGGGGGCCCUGGGGUGAGUUCGUGGAAAGCAGAGCCCCCGAGUAAAGGCGGAGCGAGCCGGCAAGGGAGGAGCUGGGGCUGCCCGGGGUAGAAUUGGGACCUCCAAAUAAUUGUUUUUUGCAGGUCCAAGAAAGGCUGCUGCUGGCUGAGCCCCAGUGUGGUUAUUUUUGUGGGGGGAGGAGAAGAAGUUGGGGUGUGUGUCUGCGUUCAGGGGACGAGCAUGGGUGUGUUGGUGGAGCACUAGCAAGAAAGAGGCGUGCGCCAAGGAGCGAAGGUGUGAGCGCUCGGAAGGGGGAAGAGGCCAGGUGAGGAACGGUAAAAGUGGUUUGCGCGCGUGUGACAGAAAGAGCGUGGCAAAGAGCGCAGGCUGCGGGGUGAGGGAGGGGAGAGUUUUCAGGGGUUAGAUGCAGGGUGGCGAGGCGUGUGUGUGAGAGAGAGGGAGAGAGGUGUGAGGGCUGCGUGUGGAGCAAGCGGCUUCACCUUUUGCAAACGUCCCAGAACACUGCAGGCCCACCUGGAACACACCUGGGGACUUGCGCCUGUGCAUCCAGGCAUACCCAGCAUCCGGCUCCACCCUCCACGGCACUCUGGAGCAGCUGGUGGUCUCGAAGAAGCCGGGUUGACAACCCAGGAAGGAGAUGACUGCGCCCCCCAUGGGGCCAGGGGGGUCCGUCCUGGCCUAGGCCCCAACGCCUCUAGCCAGCCAUCACUGGAUGCGGCUGGGGGCGCAGCAGCCGCUGGGGUGGCCCUCGACCCCCCUCUGCUACCCACCAUGGCAGCCGAGGUGCGACUGAAGAAGUUAGAGGAGCUGGCUUUGGACCGGAGUGUCGUCGGCCUGGAGACGUUGGUGGAUCUCCUCCUCUGCGUGCACCACGAACUGAGCACUUCCCCUCUGGCCCAAGAGAAAUACAUCAUGGAGUUCUUGCAAUGGGCGGAACCAGUGACCUCUAGGCUGAAAGAGCUUCAGUUGCAACGAGAGGAUUUUGAGAUCCUGAAAGUAAUCGGCAGAGGAGCUUUCAGCGAGGUAGCCGUGGUGAAGAUGAAGAGGACUUCUCAGGUGUAUGCUAUGAAAAUAAUGAACAAAUGGGAUAUGCUGAAACGGGGCGAGGUUUCCUGUUUCCGGGAAGAGCGGGACGUCUUGGUGAAUGGAGACAAGCAAUGGAUCACACAGCUGCAUUUUGCUUUUCAGGAUGACAACUACCUGUAUCUGGUGAUGGACUACUAUGUUGGGGGCGACCUCUUGACGCUGCUGAGCAAAUUUGGGGACCGCAUCCCUGUGGAGAUGGCUCGAUUCUACUUGGCUGAGAUGGUGAUGGCCAUAGAUUCCAUACACCGCAUGGGCUACGUGCACAGAGACAUUAAACCGGACAACAUCCUACUUGACCGAUGCGGACACAUCCGCCUGGCAGACUUCGGCUCCUGUCUCAAACUCCGCGAAGAUGGAACGGUUUGCUCGACCAUAGCCGUGGGUACCCCGGAUUACCUCUCCCCUGAGAUCUUGCAGGCGGUUGAAGAUGGAGCUCAUUCCUACGGCACAGAAUGUGACUGGUGGUCCCUGGGGGUGUUUGCCUACGAAAUGUUCUUCGGUCACACGCCUUUCUUUGCUGACUCGGUUGUGGAAACUUACGGCAAGAUCAUCCAUUUCAAAGAGCAUUUCCAGUUUCCACUGUCUGUACCGGAUGUCCCACAGGAAGCCCAGGCUUUAAUCGAAGGGCUGAUCUGUCCUCGAGAGGCGCGGCUGGGGCGGAACGGGAUACGGGACUUCCACGAACACCCUUUUUUUGCUGGCGUGGACUGGGAAAGCCUGCGGGGCUGCAUGCCCCCCUUUGUGCCUGAAUUUGCCAAUGCCACGGACACGUGCAACUUUGACGUGGUGGACGAUUGUCUCACUGAUAUGGAAACCCUGUCGGAUGUGAUGGAGAGCUCUCCGCUCGGGGUGCACCUGCCCUUCGUGGGAUAUUCCUACACCUACACAGCAGUGAAACAGAAUGAGCCAGGGGAGAGGAGCUGUGGCGACAUCAGCAUGGAGAUUGACUGCACCAGGACGACCCCGUCGGGGGGGCAGACCCCCAAACACCCCCCGGAGCAUCUGGAGUGCAAACUGCCAGAUGGGCAGAAGCUGGAUCUCGCCACCUUUCUGGAGCUGCAGGCGGCGCUUGAGGAAGAGCUGAGGAGCCGGGAGAGGCUGUGUCAAGAGCUCAGCGUGGUCAAGGUGGCCAACCAGACCUUUGCCAGCCAACUAAAGGAAGCUGAGAGCCGAAACUUGGAACUGGAAGCGCAGAUCAAACGUUUGGAGGAGCAGAUAGAAGGGAUGAAAACAGCAACAGAGGAAGCUGCUCUGGGGUGGAGCCCUCGUCCCCACCCUUUCUUGUGCUGCGUGGAGCGCCCCGCUGACGCGGCACCAUGGCAUCUCGGCUCUGUGAAUACCCGCUUGUGGUACCUCUGUACCGGCACUUGCUACUCUUUUCCAGGGUACAUAGGCCCUGCAUUGUCAAGGUGGGAUACCUGCUCCUGUGCACCGGUGGGUUUGUACUGGAGGCCUCCACUCGGAGCUUGGUGGACGUGGUUUGAAAGGACUCGGGCGAUGCCACAGGGCUCGCCUGCCACCUGCAGCCUCCACGGCUGCCGUUUUAGAUGCAGCUCUGCUGGCUGCCUCAGGCAUCGUGGGAUCAGAGGUGGGAGACUAAGAUCUCGGCGCCAUGGAGCUGGAGGGGAGCGACUCGCCCCAGAGGCUGACUGAGCGGCUAGGCCUGCCCUCUGCUUGCCCACCCGCCAGCGGGCCUAUCCUCAGGCUUCCUCCUUUCCACUUUGUUUCCUUGCUUUGUAUGGGGGUGCCACUGCCCCCCUUCACCGCAUCCACCAGCUCUUAUUCAUGGUUAGCUAAACGGACCCAGUGGAAGAAUUUUUGGAGGGGUGUGUGUGUGUGUGUGUGUGACCUUUUGCUGGAGCUGGCAAGAGAAUCCUGCAGGGACCCCGAGAAGAUCUGCCCUGUCGUCUCAUUCCCCCUUUGCCCGUAGACUGUUCCCUGCCUAGCUUUGAGGGCAAAAGACCCCACCCUCCAUCCCUCUUCAACCCCUAGGUGGGCUUAUCCUCUGUAAGCCUGAGCCAAGAGUCCUGGCUGCUAAAUCCCUCCCAGAUCAGGAAAGACAAGCUUCACUUGUGACCCCCCAACUUCACAACCAACCAACCAACACCCCCCCCCCCCCGCCUUAAAACCAGGAGGAAUGAAUAUGCUGGCGGCACCUGAGCAUGCGGGAACUUCCCAGUUGGCCCCUGCUGCUUUAAGAGGCAGAGGCCGACACUCCGAGGGCUGACUUUGACCCGCCUCUCGUUUUUAGCAGAGGACAGUUUCUGGUACUGCGUGCCCCAUCUCUGCAUGGAGAGUAGGCAGGAAGAAGGAACCUCUGCAGAGACCGGCCCCCCCAUGCCCCGAAAUGACUGUUGCCCUGCCUUUCUCUCGGGUGUGCUGUAAUAAAGCACACUAGCAGGGCAGUCAACAGGAAAGGGCUGCACCCCCCACUGCCACCACCCUUCAUCGCCGGCCGUCUCCCAGGAGCCCCACAAAGUGUAGCUGCUACUCAAGGAGCUUCCAGCUCAGAAAGGCAGGCAGGGAGCCUGCGGGGAUAUAACCUGUGCAGGGCUGUAGUUCCCCUUCCCCCAGGAUGAAUGGAAGACUCUGCCCUGGAUAUGGAUGGAGGGGGCUGUGGCCAUGGGAUUGGGGGGGGGACCCUGGCCUCGAUCUUCUCCAAGACCCAGGGCUCAGCCCCUUUGGUGCCCAUGCUGCUCUCGUGCUGCCAUGGUUGGCUUUCACCUGCACCUCCAGUCAGCAGCAGCAGCAGCAGCACCGGCCCUUUGUUGCUCUAUACCGCAACACAAGCAAGGUGGUUGUAACUUAUUUGGAAUUGUGGUGGUUAGUCUUCAGAGGAUCUUAUUGCGCCCCCCCCCCCUUGAGCUGGAGGUGCUUCACCCCCCUCCCUUCCAAACCUUGAACAAAAUGAGGGGCAUGUAGGGAUUUUCCUACAAAGGGGCACACACAGAACAAGACGUCGCUUGAGGGGAAAUAAUAGCGCUAGUUUUGAGGUUUUGCACUACGCUCCCUUUGUCUCCCUCCACCCCCCCACACUGUAUUUAUUAUUCCCCUCCUCCCCCUUUUGUGGGUUGGCUGCAUGAGAACACUGUACAUUUCAUAACAAUGUGAUUUUGGGAUGCUCCCUUGUUAGAUGAAAUAAAAGAUGAAUAUUCUCUACUGCACUGAA
Eublepharis macularius is the source of this 4350-nucleotide messenger RNA. RefSeq names its product DM1 protein kinase (gene DMPK). Gene Ontology annotation, cellular component: cytoplasm; cytoskeleton. The record is from RefSeq and is a predicted model, not a curated record. Gene Ontology annotation, biological process: actomyosin structure organization; peptidyl-threonine phosphorylation. Bases 867 to 2834 code for a protein of 655 amino acids. NCBI's taxonomy places the organism in Eukaryota, Metazoa, Chordata, Lepidosauria, Squamata, Eublepharidae. Gene Ontology annotation, molecular function: ATP binding; protein serine/threonine kinase activity. The transcript is spliced from 15 exons.